AUGACUGUUGUUGACCGAAUUGAAGUUUGCCCAACACUUAUCCGAACAUUCUUCCAAAAGGACAACCAUCACACAGUCGCAGAAUUUGCAAAAGAAUUCCCUUCUCCAGAGGCAUAUGUCUAUACAUGGAAAGAUGCAACCUUACGUGAAUUAUCGUACACAAUCAUUAGAACAGCAAAGCUCAGCGAUGUGAAAACAUUAUCAUUCAUGAUGGUAAUACCAAACAUGACAGAAGGAGGCUGGCAAAUGCAAAAUUUAGGAACAAUAGAUUUAGAAGAUAUGAAUUUAGUAGAAACUACAACUUUAGAAGGUUAUGACUUCGUUCCAGGUUUCAUGCUUGAUAUAGCCUAUACCACAAAUGAAUAA
This is a messenger RNA of Trichomonas vaginalis G3, 366 nucleotides long. Its product is annotated as negative regulation of mRNA splicing, via spliceosome. Gene Ontology annotation, cellular component: nucleus. Bases 1 to 366 code for a protein of 121 amino acids. The transcript has a single exon. Gene Ontology annotation, biological process: negative regulation of DNA-templated transcription. The record is from RefSeq and is a predicted model, not a curated record. Lineage: Eukaryota; Parabasalia; Trichomonadida; Trichomonadidae. Gene Ontology annotation, molecular function: transcription corepressor activity; transcription factor binding.